This is a messenger RNA of Thyridium curvatum, 867 nucleotides long. RefSeq lists its product as uncharacterized. The coding region runs from base 1 to 867 and encodes 288 amino acids. Gene Ontology annotation, biological process: retrograde transport, endosome to Golgi; phospholipid translocation. The record is from RefSeq and is a predicted model, not a curated record. Gene Ontology annotation, cellular component: endosome; trans-Golgi network. The transcript has 3 exons. Lineage: Eukaryota; Fungi; Ascomycota; Sordariomycetes; Thyridiales; Thyridiaceae.
AUGUUGCAGUGGUUAAAGGCCUUCGCGGGCUAUGUCGCGCCCAUCUUCCUCAUCAUGUCGCCGGUGCUGUCCUACAGCGACCAGGCCCUGUCUAUGCAUCGCAACAAGUCGAGCGCCGGGUUUUCUCUGGACAUCCCCCUGAUCAUGCUGGUGGCAUCCUUCUUUAGGGUGUUCUACUAUCCUGGCGCCAGGUUCGACACUGCCCUCCUCAUCCAGUCGUUCCUUAUGAUCAUCAUGCAGGUUCUCCUCCUCAAGAUUGCGCUCGACCACCGAGCCCCGCCAGCUUCCAAGGGAGGGGAGGCGGCACUGCCUUUCGCGGGCGUACAGGACGGUGCAUGGGAGGCGAAGAGGCCCUACGGCUUCUGGCAAUGGCGGUCUCCGAAACCGUACUGGCAAUUCCUGCUCUACAUGUUCAUCACUCUGACCGCACUCGAACUCGUCCUCGGCCCCUUCCACGGAAUCUACCCAUUCUACUCCUCUUUGAUCGGCUACAUUGGACUUUCCGUCGAGGCGACGCUGCCAAUCCCUCAGAUUAUGAAAAACGCUCGGUCUCGGUCGGUCAAGGGCUUCCGAUUCUCUGUGGUGGCUAGUUGGUUGGCUGGCGAUGCGAUGAAGAUGUACUGGUUUUUCACCUCGCCGACGCAGAUCCCCUGGGCGUUCAAACUCAGUGGUAUGUUCCAAGCUGGCUGCGAUGCUUUCCUGGGCAUCCAGUACUUCAUGUACGGCGACAGUACGACCCCGGUCAGAGGCCAAGAUGUACCCAUGGGCUGGGCCGCCUCAUAUGAGCCCAAGCCUGGCUAUAUUUCAGGCCGGGCGACACCGACUGGCAGGAGGACUUCAGCCUCGGAAAAGAGAGGGCUGGAUUAG